Molecule: messenger RNA, 423 nt
Organism: Paraphaeosphaeria sporulosa
Lineage: Eukaryota; Fungi; Ascomycota; Dothideomycetes; Pleosporales; Didymosphaeriaceae
Exons: 3
Coding region: 1-423 (140 amino acids)
Molecular function (GO): oxidoreductase activity
Source: RefSeq, a predicted model, not a curated record
AUGGUGCACGAAAAAGUCAACCAUACCUUCAGCAACGACCGCUUCAACUGGGACGCCGGCGAGAACUACCAGCCCUGUAUCAAACUAUCCUUCUUCUUCAAGAAGCUUCCCAACGUCGACGAUGACCACUUUCAGAUGCACUACAACCACGUGCACGCAGAUCUCACCGUGGCAGCCAAGCUGUUCAAUGUGGUCAAGAUUCAGCGAUAUGUACAGACAUAUCAAACGCCAGAGAUAAAGGCAAGGAUACGGAAGGCGGGAAUGGAGCUGUUGGAUUAUGACGCUUGCUCGCAGAUUUGGGUCAGGGAGUGGGAAGAUUGGGAGAGAUUCUCGACCAGCCCGGAGUAUGCAGCUGCGCUGCUACCUGAUGCGGAUCACUUCAUGGACUACAAGAACAGCGGCAUCAAGGUUUUUGCCGGGUGA